UCUCAUCGAUGUCGCAACAGAGUGAGAGAGGAGGAGGAGCGUGGACCGGAAUCCGCGGAACUUUUACUUCCUCCACGUAAACACUGCGCCGCUCGCUGCGCCUUUUACGCGCUUUUAACACUCUUUAAAGUUUGUGCGGACCGAAUCCAGCUGUUAACAUCUGUCAGCAUCUGUCCACAGCUGUUCGAAGACUCGCGCUACCCUCCCGCGCCUUUAAUUAGCCGGCACGUGAUGUUAACCGCGGCUGCUUAAUUACCCGGAGCAGCUCCGAGCGUCACUUUGGAGGAGUUCCCGGAGCACCGGGGCCUCCGUGGGAGAUUUACAGCCGAGAUCGAGCCCUGACACGCGGCCGUUAAUCACCAGAGCCCCGCUGCUCCCAGAGGGUGAGGGAGUGAGUGAGCCGCAGGACUCUGGCGCCUCACACUGGACCCGGACACUCCUGGUUCUGGGUCCGCCCACCGGCACAUCCAGCUGGACAGCCCCGACCGGACUCACACCUCUCACCCCCGGAGGACCUGCUGCCAAUGGCAACUUUCAUCUCCGCCCUCGUCUUCCUCCUCGCCGUGAUGGGCGGGACUUCCCCUGCUGCCAGUCAGUCCAGCGCUCCGACAGAGCCCAUGUGCUACGACUGGGGCGAGUCCAGCGAGGGGGCGGUCUCUGUCGUGGAGGGUGAGGUCGGUUGGCUCUCCUGUCCUCUUUUCUCUCAUCCCUCCGUCUACAACUACACCUCCACCCAAAGCGCCGGGCACAACCUCUUCUGGUACCGCCUCCCCGAGGGCCACGACCUGGAGCAGCCAAUCAUGUACAGCUCGCGGCUCAGCAAAGACAGAGAGAGACUGUUUCUGCAGCCGGCCGCCGCCGCCGACACCGGCCAGUACAUCUGCAUGCUGCGUAACAAGUCCUCCUGCAGUAAGAUCGCCAUCCGCCUCAAAGUGUUGCGGCCGGACGACGUUGUUAAGUGUGCGCUUCCGGUUGCCGUGGCACCGAUUGAGGACUUGAUCCCUUUACAGGAGGGGAAGACGUUAGACUGUCCAGACCUGCAGGACGCCACCAAGAUGUCAGAGAGCGCACCAAAGGUCCAGUGGUACUUUGUGGCGCACCCGGUGUGCGACUGGUAUCCGUUCUGGGACAGCGACAGGGAGCAGAAAGGAAACAGUCUGCAGGUUCACCUCAUGAUGGAACAGUAUCAGGGUUUAUAUUACUGCAGAGUCCAGUACCAGAGGAGGAACCAAACACUCAACUUCACCAGGAGCAUCAACGUCACGGCCAUCUUGCCCCUCUCGCUGCCCAAAGAGCCCAGCAUCAUGAACCCCACACAUGACCAGAUUUUCACAGUCAAAACAGGCACCGAGGUGCGUCUGGUGUGCAGAGGUCAGCUUCCGUUCGUCCUGGACAAACCGUGGCGGGAGAUCUGGUGGACAGUUGAUGGGAAGACGCUGGACAAACUUCCUGAUCGAUUCACACAAAUUAACAGGGUGGUGAGAGACCACUUCAGGGACCUGACUAUCGAGAACAUCCUCGUGAUCCAGGACUUCCAGUCCAAAGACCUGAAGCGAGAGUUUUACUGCUCCGUGAAGAACGAGCGAGGCUUCGAUACCCGCAGAGCUCAGCUGGAGGAGGAAGUGUCGCUGCCCACCUUGGAGCUGGGCUGCGGCCUCGGCGUCACUCUGCUCCUCAUGCUGAUCCUCUUCGUGGUUUAUCACGUCUUCUGGCUGGAGCUGCUGCUGCUCUAUCGCUCCUGGUUUGGCACAGACGAGCGGCACACAGAUGAUAAGGAGUUCGACGUGUACAUUUCGUAUGCGAGGAACAGUGAGGAGGAGCAGUUUGUUCUGUUGACGCUGCGCAGAGUCCUGGAGAACGAGCUCGGGUACUCGGUGUGCAUCUUCGACCGAGACAGCCUGCCCGGCGGGACCAUCACAGAUGAGACUCUGAGUUUCGUGGCUCGCAGCAGGCGCCUCCUGGUGGUCGUCAGUCCCGGCUACGCCUCGCAGGGCUCCCAGGCUCUGCUGGAGCUUAAGGCCGGCAUUGACACCAUGGCGCUAGCUGGGCACCUGCGGGUGAUCCUGGUCCAGUACAAGCCGGUCCGGAGGAAGGGCUGGGUCAGGGAGCUGAGGCGGGCCCGGGUGGCUCUGGCGCUGGUCCGAUGGCAGGGGGACAAGUCCAGAGAGCUGUCAUCACGCUUCUGGAAGAGGCUGAGGGUGGAGUUGCCCGUGAGGAGGGUUAGCAGCCGAGGGGAGGACGAAGAAGAGAGCAGUAAGGAGGUGGCGCUGAUGAGGCUUCACAGUCAGAACAGUACAAACUCCCAAACGGGGCUGAUCAGCAACACCGUCAAAGACCCGCAGAAAGUCCUGAAUUCUGCAGCGUAGCAGCAGCUCUCUGAGAACAGUUACAGCUGGUGGAGCUCAGCCUGGGGAAGGCUCGUGGUUUCUCUGAAUGACAGUUAUUAUAGUCAUGCUUUUGACCAGGACUGACUCAGAUUUAUUCAUUUUAUGAAACAAAGUUUCAUUUUCCCUUUAAGGAUAUGAAAAAGUCCACAGCCAUGCUAGCAGCUCUGUCAGUAUUUACACCAGAAAACAUUUCCCAUCAACAAGCUAAUGUUUUUAUCAGUGUCGCAUUAUGAACAAAUGGCACGUUUCAGCAUCCUGGGUUAAUGAGACUGUGCUCCACCUUGUUUCCUCUUCAGGUGAUGUUUGGCCAAAACCCGCACGUGCAGCUCAGAGGACAGACGUCCAUGUAUGUGCGAGUCAUAUUUCACACUAAUCCUCUAACAGCUGUGCAGAUAUUUAAAAAGGAAAAUGUAAAUCUCCCUGAUAGGUUUGUAGCAUAAACCUAUUCGCUGAAACGUUGAAGACAAUAUAAUUACACAGCAAGCAAGAC
This is a messenger RNA of Haplochromis burtoni (Burton's mouthbrooder), 2877 nucleotides long. RefSeq names its product interleukin-1 receptor accessory protein. Gene Ontology annotation, biological process: signal transduction. The record is from RefSeq and is a predicted model, not a curated record. Bases 525 to 2366 code for a protein of 613 amino acids. The transcript is spliced from 12 exons. Lineage: Eukaryota; Metazoa; Chordata; Actinopteri; Cichliformes; Cichlidae.